GCCGGGGCCUGGCGGAGGGAGGAGGAAGAGGAGGGGGCGGCGGAGCAGGCGCUUGCUCGGGCCGGCCGGGGCCGCCUGGCUGCGCCGCGGGCGGGGGGCAGGGGCGGGCGGCGGCGGCCGGUGCCGCGGGGGAAGCGGAGCCGGCGGGGGCUGGUCUCUCCUCAGGGAGGGGAAAGGGGAGAAGGGAAGGGGGCGGCGGCGAUGUGUGCGGCACGGGGUGGGGGGAGCACCGACGCGCCGCCCGGGGCUGAUUGGCCGCGCAGUUUAUAAGAGCUGCCCGGCCGGGGCGGCGGGGCUGUUUGCCGAGGCCGGGAGCUCGGCGGGGCCGCUGGCCGCCUGUGGAGCGGAGCCGAGCGAGGCGAGGCGAGGCGAGCGGAGCUGCCCGCGGCGCCAUGCGGCGCGCCAGCCGAGACUACACCAAGUACUUGCGCGGCUCCGAGGAGCUGGGCAGCGGCGCCGCCCACGAGAGCGCCCCGCCGCCGCCGCCGCUGCCGCCGCCGGCCCACCCGCACCCGCCGCCCGCCUCCCGCUCACUCCUCGCCGCCCUCGUCCUCCUGGGCCUGGGGCAGGUGGUCUGCAGCGUCGCCCUCUUCCUCUACUUCCGAGCGCAGAUGGACCCUAAUAGAAUUUCAAAAGAAGAUGCACACUGUGUCAGAACAUUUCUAAGAGCUCAAGGAAGUACAGAUUUUCAAGAGACACCAUUUGAAAAUCAAGAAGCAAAGUUAAUGCCUGACUCAUGUGGAAGUAUGAAACAGGCUCUCCAAAGAGCUGUACAGAAGGAAGUGCAGCGUGUCAUGGGAAGAGAACUACCAAGACCAGAAAAAGUUGCAAUGCAAGCCUUAGGAAUGGAUCUGUACAAGAGGAGUAAACCUGAGAAGCAACCUUUUGCCCAUCUUAUUAUUGAUGAUAAGAAUAUUCCAUCCGGAACUCGCAAAGUGAACCUUACAUCCUGGCAUCAUAACAAAGGCCAGGCAAACUUAUCAAAUAUGACAUUCAGUGAUGGAAAACUAAUUGUUAAUCAAGAUGGAUUUUACUAUCUUUAUGCCAACAUUUGUUUUAGACAUCAUGAAACGUCAGGAAAUCUAACUAAAAGAGGGCUUCAGCUGAUGGUGUAUAUGACGAAGACAAACCUUAAAAUAAGACGCUCUGAUGUCUUGAUGAAGGGAGGAAGCACCAAAUACUGGUCGGGGAAUUCAGAAUUUCACUUUUACUCUGUAAACGUAGGAGGUUUUUUUAAAUUAAAAUCUGGUGAAGUGAUAAGUAUCCAGGUGUCCAACCCAUUGCUAUUGGAUUCAUCCCAAGAAGCAACUUAUUUUGGGGCAUUUAAAGUAAGGGAUUUAGACUGAAUCCUUCUGUCUUUAAUGUGUGGUAUUAUUUUUGCCUUGGGACUCAUUUGAAAAAAAAAAAAAUAAAAAGAUUGGGUUUAUGGUUGUCCAGAAUCAGCUUGAAGACAAGAUUGAAAAUCUCUUGGGUGCCAAUUGCAUUUGUGUAAGCCAUGUAUCAUCCCUGAAGACACAUUUUGCCCUGCGCUAAUUCUAGUGGGAGUCCCACAAAUGCACAAAGGGCAAAAUUGCACAGUUCUCCUGAUUCAGUCAUAUAGCAGUUUUGCUUCAUAUAACUCCACUGGCUUCAAGACUUUUACAUUGGUGUAAUAGAAAUUAGAGUUGUUAAUAUUAUUGAAUUUCUGCUUCCAAAUUCUGCCCUGACAAUCUCUACAACCUGUUUUACGCUGUUUGCUUUUGUGCAAGUGUAGAGCAGGACAGAAUUUGGCUCCUAACUUGCAUUUGAGGCUUUGUUUUGCUUGGGGCUGAGCACUCUGAUCCUGAGACAGCAAAGAUGCUGAAGGUAUGACUACUUUGUAUUUGAUGUGGCUUUUAAUAUCCUUAAAGUUAAGCUUGUCCUUGCUUUGCUGGACCAGGGCUGGAAAACUCAGGCCUUGGCAGAAAUGGGUUAUAGAGCAUCUAAGCAUUUCAAAUUUAGUUUUACCUGAUUAAAAGGGCUAUUCCAGGGAGAAGGGAAAAGAUCUGACCUCGCAGUUCUAAAAGGUUAAUUACAGGUCAUUUUAUUAUUCUUGCACAGCUAAUUGCAAAUAUAGAUUGCCAAAGUAUUGUGUCCCUUUAAAGUGUUACAUUGUGCCAGAACCUGCAAAAGCAUUUUUUAGACAAAAAGUAUGUAUUUUUAUAUUCUGUAAUAUCUAAAGUUAUAUUUCAGGUGUAAUGUUUUGUGUAAAAAGUGUAAAUUAUAUUGUCCUAUAGUAUUUGAUACAAAAUAUUUAAAAUCUCUUGCUGUUUGUAUAUUUAAUGUUUUAAACUGUUUUUAAUGUACAGACAUGUUAAACUGGUGCACUUUUUAAUCCCAAUGGGAAAAAUUGCAGCUAAAAGAGGUUGUUUGCAGUUAGCAAAUGUAAUAUAUUUCUUUGUUCUUUUUAACUUAAUAGAUAUCUGUUAAACUUGUCAGUAUUAGCAGGGGAAAAAAAAUCACACCAAUGUCAUGAAUAAUCACACCAGGAUGCUGGUCACUGGGUGCCUUUCAAACCUGCAGGGUAGUUGACAUUACAAGCUGGCAUUACUUUAAAAAGUAUAUAAUAGGCCACAGUAUGUCUUAAGGGUAUUUAUAGUUACUGAACAGGCGUUUUUUCCUACAACGAAUUCUCCAAAUUGUAAAUUCUAUAGUUGAGUAAUGACUUUCUUAGCCUACUUUUCUGGAAAAGUGAAGCUUAUGCUAUUGCAGUGCCUGUCCCUGUCUUCCCUUCUAACUCUUUGCACAUUUCUGCCAGAUGUGGCAGAUGAAUGGCAGUGUUAAGAGACUCUUACAGGUUUUAUGAGAACUGACAGCUGAGAAUAACUCAGCCAUUAUAUGUUAUUUGUCAGUGGCUGGCCACUGUUCAUAUUAUCCAACCAGUUAAUAUGGUAAAACUCCUAGUUAGCCGCUAGAUGUGUUGUUUCUUGUAUAGUUGCUUGGCCAAAAAAUUUAGUUAGGAGUCAUCUGAGGGUGGGUAGUGUGGGAAGAGCUGCUGAUACCAUUGGUAUCUGCAGAUACCAUAGGUAUUUAGGGCACAGCUGGGCAGAGAACAGCAGCUAUUGAGAGAGGGGUUAAGAGGGAGGUUUUAGGGGUAUUUCAGUCUGUGCUGAGAGGAUGUGGGGAAAAGCUGUUUAAUGCAGUAGGAAUCGUAGAAGGCAAAAAACUCAAAUCUGUAAGAAAUGAGGCUUCCUAGAAAUCCUCAGAGGCUUUUUUUAUAAGAAACAGUUGAAUUCAAGCAAUUAUUUUAUACUGUAUCAUAAACAUUUCUUUUUAAUAUUGUUUUCUUACAAAAUAUAUUUCUAAGAAAAAACUGUG
This is a messenger RNA of Dromaius novaehollandiae (emu), 3336 nucleotides long. RefSeq names its product TNF superfamily member 11 (gene TNFSF11). Gene Ontology annotation, biological process: immune response. Gene Ontology annotation, cellular component: membrane. Gene Ontology annotation, molecular function: tumor necrosis factor receptor binding. Lineage: Eukaryota; Metazoa; Chordata; Aves; Casuariiformes; Dromaiidae. The coding region runs from base 393 to 1346 and encodes 317 amino acids. The transcript is spliced from 5 exons. The record is from RefSeq and is a predicted model, not a curated record.